This is a messenger RNA of Rosa chinensis, 1765 nucleotides long. RefSeq names its product phenylacetaldehyde reductase. The transcript is spliced from 7 exons. The coding region runs from base 552 to 1463 and encodes 303 amino acids. Gene Ontology annotation, molecular function: oxidoreductase activity, acting on the CH-OH group of donors, NAD or NADP as acceptor. NCBI's taxonomy places the organism in Eukaryota, Viridiplantae, Streptophyta, Magnoliopsida, Rosales, Rosaceae. The record is from RefSeq and is a predicted model, not a curated record.
AGGAGGAAAACAGAUCCUUGUAUCGUGUGAGGAGUGGUUGCAACUCACGAGGGUGGGCCAGCUCUUAAGGUGCAAUUGGGCUUGUGAUGGGAGAUACAGAGUCCAAAUGCUCAACUGGUAAUAGGGCCAUGAAGGAUGACUGAUCCAGAUGGCUAGGCUGCUUAGUGAUGCCGUGCAGUACAUGAGAUUGCCCCUUUUCAGUAAACACCAUCACUUUUCCUGAGAAAUGCCAUCCGAUGAAACCCAAAGUUUCAAGCCACCGUGCUCCGAGAAGAAGGAGCUCGUAAAGUGGUAUCCUUGAAUAGAAACGGUGACAUCCACCGCUUGGCCUGACGGUGAAAGUGGUUCACCUGAUGCUGAAGUGAAUUGGAGAUGCGAAGCAGUCAUGUGUCUCUCAGUCCACACAAAAGGAGAAGCAGUCAUGUGUCUCUCAGGACCACAAUACUAAGGGCUGUUCUAACAUCCAGCUUCUCGCAUUACUACUUAAUAAGCUGAAGACUGGAAUUGCCUCCAUUAUCGACUACCCAAAUCUGGAGUUCACUUCUCAGAGGAUGAGUGGAGCAAGGAAAGUUGCUGUGUGUGUAACUGGAGCGUCUGGUUAUAUUGCAUCAUGGCUGGUCAAGCUUUUGUUAGGACGAGGUUAUAUUGUCAAAGCCACUGUCCGGGACCCAAACGAUCCGAAGAAAACAGAACACUUGCUUUCACUCGAUGGAGCAAAAGAAAGGCUUCAUUUGUUCAAAGCAGAUUUGCUAGAUGAAGGAUCUUUUGACCCUGUGGUUGAUGGAUGUGACGGUGUUUUCCAUACAGCAUCUCCAGUACUAUUUUCAUCGAUCAGUGACCCACAGGCAGAACUAAUUGACCCUGCUGUGAAGGGAACACUAAAUGUUCUGAAAUCAUGCAAAAAAUUUCCAACCGUCAAGCGAGUGGUUUUGACAUCUUCUAUGGCUUCAGUAAUGAUGAAUGGAAAACCUCUGACCCCUGAUGUUGUGGUGGAUGAAACAUGGUAUUCAGAUCCACUUAUUGCUGAGAAGCACAAGCUAUGGUAUCUUCUUUCAAAGACUUUAGCUGAGGAGGCUGCUUGGAAUUUUGCUGAAGGAAAUGGGAUUGACUUGGUUUCAAUAAAUCCGGGGUUUGUGAUAGGACCACUCUUACAGCCGACAAUUAAUUUGACCGUGGAGAUGAUUCAGAAUCUCAUAACUGGCAGGGCAGUGCCCCUUUCAAAUUACAGAUUGAUUGAUGUUAGAGAUGUUCUAGAGAUUCUAGAGAUUAUACAACAACUUUAUCCCACUUUGCACAUUCCUGAAAGGUGUGAGGAUGACAAUCCUCUUUUGCUUCCUUCUGACCCACAGUUUCAAGUAUCCAAGGAGCAGGCAAAAGGUCUGGGAAUUGGUUUUUAUCCAUUUGAAGCAACUCUGAAGGACACUAUUGAAAGCCUGAAGGAGAAGGGCUUUCUCAACAUAUGAUUCAUCCAAUUGACGGCAUCCUGUUAGUUCAUCACGUAUCGGCAGUUGAAAUGCGGUUUAUGAUGAACUCCAGAGAUAUAAUGAUGGAUGAUAUAUUGUUCAGUGCCAAGGCUUCCUUUAAUUCAUCUAUAGAUAGAUUUAGAGUUAACUAGGAAAAUGCUUCAGCUUGUUAUAUAUGGCUCCAUCGAGAAUAAAUGCUCAUGAGAAGCAUAAUGUAAAAUUUGGAUAAACACAGAAAGCAUAUUGUAAAAUCUUCCUGUCAAGGGACUAGUUUUCAGUUCUGUGACUUCAGUAAUGAUGAA